GCAAGUGUCAAACUGUCAUUCAGCUUUGUGAAACGGCAAGCGAAAUGUCCGAUUCCGCCGGCGAUAAUUCAAAACCUCGAGUAGUAGUAUUAGGAGGGUGCGGCUUCAUUGGUCGGAACCUGGUCGACUAUUUGAUAACAAAUGAUUUGGUGAGUUGGUUACGUGUGGUGGACAAGACUCCACCGCAACUGGCUUUUUUAAACUCAGCGCACACUAAGGCUUUUGAAGACCCCCGCGUUGAAUAUAAAAGUGCAAAUCUUAUUAAUCCAACAUCAUGUGCAAAAGCGUUAGAGCCAAAUGGAUCCCAAUGGGACCUAGUAGCCAACUGUGCGGGCGAAACGCGCGUGGGGCAGAUGGAGGCAGUUUACACGGAGGGCAUCUUCACACUCAGCGUGAACGUCGCCAAACAGUGCGCCAACUUGAAAGUACCAAGAUUGGUUGAAAUAUCCAGCGGGCACAUGUAUAGCAGUGAUAAGCCACAAAAUGAGGAUUGUCCGGUGGAACCGUGGACGGUGGAGGGUCGUAUGAAGAGUCGCGUUGAGCAGGAACUCAAGAACAUGCAAUCAGAAUUGAACUAUACCAUACUUAGACCGGCCAUUGUCUAUGGAGUGGGAGACAGGAGGAGUUUGACCCCGCGCCUACUCUAUGGCGGUAUAUACAAGCAUCUGGGCGAAACGAUGAAGCUACUCUGGACGGCCGACUUAAAGAUGAACACGGUCCACGUCAGCGACGUCUGCCGCGCGAUCUGGAUCCUCGGCAAUGAGCCCGAAGCGAACGGGAAGACGUACAACGUCGUCGACGACGCGAACAGCACCCAGGGGAGCCUCGCAGAGCUCGUGUCGGAGAUAUUCAAGAUCAAUCACGACUACUACGGAACGGCUAUAUCCACUCUGGCGAAGAACGACAUCGCGUCGGUGGCGGAGGAGGCGAACGACAAGCACCUGACGGCGUGGGCGGACAUCUGCCGCAAGUACGGGCUGGCGCACUCGCCGCUGGAGCCCAGCGCGGGCGCCGAGCUGCUGCUCAACAAGCAGCUGUGCCUCGACGCCGCCGCGCUGCGCCGCCGCCUCGCGCCCGCCGUGCCCGCGCCCUCCCGCGCCGCGCUGCUCGAGGUACUUCAAGACUACGCUUCCAUGAAUCUCUUCCCCCAAGAGCUCCUGCUGUGACCGCCCCGAUACUAAAGACUUCGAUUUGAAGCUAUUUUUAUGAAAUUUUAUAAUACGCUCCAUAUUAUAUGCGAUUUUUGAACCUUUACGCGACCGCUGCAGCGGAGCUGAGCUUAUCGUAACUGAAGACAUUAACUUGAAACGAAAUUAUUUUAAUCAUUUACAUAGUAGAUUAUAUCGACAACCUUCGCUGCCUUAUCGAAAUUAUUUAAAACUUUUAACGACUUUUAACAUUGAUAAAAUUUUAAAUUCACUACGAAGUUGUCGUUUAUAACAUUAUAAAAUAUUUGAUAAAAAGGACGAACAGUCCAAACUAUUCAGGGUUUGAAUUUAUAUUAAUAAGGUUUCCAUACUGUGAUAAAAAAAAAAUUUAACGGGCAGAGAAAUUGCCCAACAUUUGGUCAAACUAUUUUGUACAUAACUCGGAAUAUAAAAACAGUACUAAUGAUAGACGUAAAAAAUUAAGACUGGCAAUACCAAAAACCACGUCAAUAUGUUUUU
This is a messenger RNA of Vanessa tameamea, 1667 nucleotides long. RefSeq lists its product as uncharacterized. The record is from RefSeq and is a predicted model, not a curated record. The transcript is spliced from 7 exons. The coding region runs from base 45 to 1166 and encodes 373 amino acids. NCBI's taxonomy places the organism in Eukaryota, Metazoa, Arthropoda, Insecta, Lepidoptera, Nymphalidae.